Kogia breviceps (pygmy sperm whale) is the source of this 5715-nucleotide messenger RNA. The record is from RefSeq and is a predicted model, not a curated record. Lineage: Eukaryota; Metazoa; Chordata; Mammalia; Artiodactyla; Physeteridae.
UGUUCUUGCCUUGCCCUGUUUUUCUCAUUGACCACUCUCCAUCUUGCUCACUCUAGGCCAGCCAGCUGGCCUCCUGUUCCCUAAAGAUACUAUGCAUGCUCCCACCUUAGGACCUCUGCUCUUGCUGUUCCUUCUCCUGGAAAGCUGUUCCUUCCACAUACCACAUGGCUUACUGCCUUGCCUAUUUUGAGGUCUUUCAUUUAAAUAGCACCUCAGUAGGGGAAUCCCUGACCACCCAGUGUAAACUGCAUGCAACCUCCACUCAGCAUUCUCUACCCUUCCAUGCUUUAGUUUUUUUCUAUGGCAUUUACAACAUAUUUGCUUACUGUAUGCCUCUUCCCACUGAAAUGUAAGCUCUGUGAGAGGAGAGAUUUUUUAAAAUCUCUUGUUCAUGGAUAAAUGCUGGGCUCCAAACUUAACCAGCAUAGUAGGUGCUGGUUAAGUAUUUGUUAGGAAUCAAUGGAUAAAUCUCCCUAAUCUCUCACAGGGAAAGGAGGACGAAGCCCAGAGGCAGAGCGGCAGCUGCCUAUCCCUGGGGACUGCAAUAUCGGCCUCAGUGCUUCUCUACAGGGCUGUCCUCCCUGGGGAACCCUCCUUGCUUUCCAGCGUGUGGGACAUAGCUUUCAUCAGCAGUGGAGCCCUGGGCCAGAGGGCUGCAGAGCCAAGCAGGGGGCUGACCUGAUGCAAUGGUUACACAGAGAUUAGCUGGAGACAGGACAAGGGGAAAGAGGCAAGGACCAAUCCCAGGGGAAGGACAAUCCACUGGGGAAACCUCCAAAUGACUUCCCACACUUAAAAGAUUCAGGACGCUCUCUUGUGCAGAAGGCUUAGGGACCUCUGGGGAAAAGGAAAACUCUGCUCCCUGUCCAUCGACACACCUCUUCCCAAAGGCUUGUGUCAGUCUCUUUUAAGGUUCUCUCCUCUGCAAGGGUGCAGAAAGAAUGUCCUGUGGAGGGUCCAAAAGCCCCAUCUACUGACGUGGCUAUGCUGGCCCUGAGACGCUGCGGCUGAGACAGGAUUGGGGGUGGGGGAGGACGCUGGUGGCAAAGUGGCGGCAGCGGCCUGAACCAUGGUCAACCAGCCUUCUCGGAGCGGGGGUGUGUCCUGUUGCCCCGCCUCCCACCCGGCAGGCCUAACGAGGAGGCCUGGGGUCUGCAACGGGAGGGAAAAAAAUCUUCCUAGGGCAGCUGGGGCCCCUUCCCUGAACAGCACAGAGUGGGGCCUGUGCUCCGGACAGUGGUGGGAUGCUGCUGUCGUGCGAAGGAAGAGGGGUCUGUAAACACUACUUCUGAAUGAAGGCUUCUCCUCAUCCCUCCCCCGGACGGUCACUUCACUUCACUGCGGAGGGCGUGGGACCCAUCCUUAAGAGCGGACAACUUUAAGGGGACAACUAGUGUUCACGAGGAUGGGAGGGUAAAAGGUAGAUGGGGUAAUCAGUACUCGCCUCUCUCCUCAGGUUCCGGCUCUGAUUUUGGCUCUGUCGCUGCCACCCGCUCAUCUUCAACAUGAUACACUCUUCGCCUUAGACUCAAGCCUCUGACCGGGAUAGCGCGGAGCUGAGAUCUUUUAAUAGGGCCUUGCCCUCCUCUCCGGGGGCGGAUCCAGAAGCCUACCAAUCAUAAAGCGGCACGCCGGCAUUGGCCCCGCCUCAUACCUUACAUCCGCCACUCAGGAGCCCCGAGGCACCGCCCCCAUCGCUCCCUCCCGCUUGGGGGUCGAGUUAGUGUUGGACCCGGAAGUGGCUUUGGGUCACGAGGCUUAGCGGAGGAGGUGUGGGCUAAGCCGGCGGCCCCGGCUUUAGACUGGACCCCACAAUGUUUGCAGAGAUGUUCAGGCACGUGGGAGCUGAUUACACACAAUGAAUGGGGGCAAUGAGAGCAGUGGAGCAGACAGAGCUGGGGGCCCUGUGGCCACAUCUGUCCCCAUCGGCUGGCAGCGCUGUGUUCGAGAGGGUGCUGUGCUCUAUAUCAGCCCAAGUGGCACAGAGCUGUCUUCCUUGGAGCAAACCCGGAGCUACCUCCUCAGCGAUGGGACCUGCAAGUGCGGUCUGGAGUGUCCACUCAAUGUCCCCAAGGUUUUCAACUUUGACCCUUUGGCCCCGGUGACCCCGGGUGGGGCUGGGGUGGGGCCAGCAUCAGAGGAGGACAUGACCAAGCUGUGCAACCACCGUCGGAAAGCCGUUGCCAUGGCAACUCUGUACCGCAGCAUGGAGACCACCUGCUCACACUCUUCUCCUGGAGAGGGAGCGAGCCCCCAAAUGUUCCACACUGUGUCCCCAGGGCCUGCCCGCCCGCCCUGUCGAGUUCCUCCUACAACUCCGCUUAAUGGGGUUUCUGGCUCCCUUCCCCCAGAACCACCUCCAGUUCCACAGGCUUUCCCCCCUCUAGCAGGCCCUGGGGGGCUCUUCCCACAGCCAAGGCUUCCUGACCCAGUCCCCUCCGGAGGCAGCAGCAGCCCUUGUUUCCUGCCAAGGGGCAAUGCCCCUUCUCCAGCUCCACCUCCUCCACCUGCUAUCAGCCUCAAUGCCCCCUCAUAUAGCUGGGGAGCUGCUCUCCGAUCCAGCCUGGUGCCCCCUGACUUGGGCUCUCCUCCAGCCCCCCAUGCCUCCUCCUCACCACCUUCUGACCCUCCUCUCUUCCACUGUAGUGAUGCCUUAACACCCCCUCCCCUGCCCCCAAGCAAUAAUCUCCCUGGUCCCACUGGCCCCCCUGGUCCUGCCACUCAGCCACCAGUGUCUUCAGCCACUAUGCACCUGCCCCUGGUCCUGGGGCCCCUAGGAGGGGCCCCCACGGUGGAGGGGCCCGGGGCACCCCCCUUCCUUGCUAGCAGCCUACUCUCUGCAGCGGCCAAGGCACAGCACCCCUCUCUCCCCCCUCCCAGCACUUUACAGGGCCGAAGGCCCCGUGCCCAGGCGCCCUCAGCUUCCCACUCCUCAUCAUUGCCCCGUCCCUCGCAGCGUCGUCCCCGCCGCCCCCCAACUGUACUGCGAUUGCUAGAAGGGGGAGGACCUCAAGCCCCUAGACGGAGCCGCCCUCGGGCCCCCGCUCCCGCCCCACAAGCUUUUCCUCUCCCUGAGCCCUCCCAACCGAUUCUCCCUUCUGUGCUGUCCCUGCUGGGACUCCCCACCCCUGGCCCUCCCCACUCUGAUGGAAGCUUUAACCUUUUGGGGUCAGACGCACACCUUCCUCCUCCCCCAACCCUCUCCUCAGGGAGCCCUCCCCAGCCCAGGCACCCCAUCCCGCCCUCCCUGCCUGGGACCACCAGUGGCAGCCUCAGCAGUGUGCCAGGUGCCCCUGCCCCACCAGCUGCCUCCAAAGCCCCCCUAGUCCCUAGCCCUGUGCUUCAAAGCCCAUCCGAAGCACUCGGGAUGGGGUCGGGCCCAGCCUGCCCUCUGCCUCCCCUGGCUGGUGGGGAGGCUUUCCCAUUCCCCAGCCCCGAGCAGGGCCUGGCGCUGAGUGGAGCUGGCUUCCCGGGGAUGCUAGGGACCUUGCCUCUCCCUCUGAGUCUGGGGCAACCUCCGCCUUCUCCAUUGCUCAGCCACAGUUUAUUUGGCGUGCUGGCUGGGGGAGGGGGACAACCUCCCCCUGAGCCCCUGCUACCCCCACCAGGGGGACCUGGCCCUCCCCUAGCCCCAGGCGAGCCCGAAGGGCCUUCGCUUUUGGUGGCUUCCCUGCUUCCACCACCCCCCUCAGACCUUCUUCCACCCCCUUCCGCACCCCCUAGCAACCUCCUUGCCUCCUUCCUGCCCCUGUUGGCCCUGGGCCCCACAGCUGGGGAUGGAGAGGGAUCUGCAGAGGGAGCCGGGGGUCCGAGUGGGGAGACGUUUUCAGGUUUGGGAGACCUGCCCCCCUUGCUGUUCCCCCCACUUUCAGCCCCCCCCACCCUCAUAGCUUUAAAUUCUGCGCUGCUGGCUGCCAGCCUGGAUCCCCCGUCGGGGGCGCCCCCCCAGCCCUGUGUCCUGAGUGCCCCCCAACCUGGACCACCUACCUCCAGUGUCACCACGGCAACUACUGACCCGGGGGCCUCCUCUCUGGGCAAGGCCCCCUCCAACUCAGGGAGACCCCCCCAACUCCUUAGCCCUCUGCUGAGUGCCAGCCUGCUGGGUGACCUGUCUUCGCUGACCAGCAGCCCUGGAACCCUCCCCAGUCUGCUGCAGCCUCCUGGCCCUCUUCUCUCUGGCCAGUUGGGGCUGCAGCUCCUCCCUGUGGGGGGAGCUCCUCCACCCCUCUCAGAGGCUUCUAGUCCCCUAGCCUGCCUGCUACAGAGUCUCCAGAUCCCUCCAGAGCAGCCAGAAGCUCCCUGUCUGCCCCCUGAGAGCCCCACCUCAGCCCUUGAACCGGAGCCUGCCCGGCCUCCCCUCAGUGCCUUAGCCCCACCCCACGGUUCUCCCGACCCCCCAGUCCCUGAGCUGCUCACUGGGAGGGGGUCAGGGAAACGGGGCCGGAGGGGAGGAGGGGGACUUAGGGGCAUUAAUGGUGAGGCCAGGCCAGGCCGGGGCCGAAAGCCUGGCAGCCGGCGGGAGCCUGGUCGACUGGCCCUCAAGUGGGGGGCACGUGGUGGCUUCAAUGGACAAAUGGAACGGUCCCCAAGAAGGACCCACCACUGGCAGCAUAAUGGGGAGCUGGCUGAAGGGGGUGCUGAGCCCAAGGAUCCAUCCCCUUCUGGGCCCCAUUCUGAGGACCUUAAGCCCUACCCGGAACAGCAACAGCUCCCGCCAAGACAUUACCUUGGACCCCAGCCCCACAACCCGCGCGGCUGUCCCUCUGCCUCCCCGGGCCCGCCCUGGCCGUCCUGCCAAAAACAAGAGGAGGAAACUGGCCCCAUAGCAGCCAUACCUGGAGCUGGAUCUGACCCUGACUGGGGAGAGCUGAGUGCUGAGCCUUGGGAGCCCCUGCCAGCCACGUGCACCUGUGGACAGUGGGUGGGGGCACUACUCCCCACUCAGAGCACAAAUGCAACCCCUUCCCCACAAUCCCAUCCUGAGCCAUUGCAGGGGGUAGGGAGGUCACCCCCUCCCCCCCGAAGCCAUGUCACUGAAAAGGCCUGGGGGGGGGGUAUAUGGCCCUCUCCCCACCAGGCUAAGGGGAACACCCCUUUCCCCAGGUCUUUUAUUUGUUUAAGUUAUUUUUGCACAAAUGACUCUUUUAUAUUUAAUUCGACUUCAUUGCCUCCCUUCUCGAAGCCAGCAGGCUCAGUUUACAAACCUGUGAGCUACUGUUGGCUGCUGCCCUCCUUCCCAGUGAAAGGUACAAAGCAAUAAGCAUCAUGCACCCUCCCCUCACCCCUACAACACCCCUCUGCCUCUGGCUCAGGUUGCUCAAAGCACAGAUCCCUUCUUACCCCUGUCCCCAGGUUUGAAACACAUAGCCUCAUUUCAAGGUGUAGCCAGCUUCCCUCUACUUUCCUCUGGGAUAUAAAAAGGGGGUAAGGGGGCAAAGAGAGCCAUCUGGGUCUCUCCUCCCAUACACACUACACUGCCCCUUCUCCCCCCAUCAAAACGCUCAGAGACGUUGUGAUGAUGCGACUGAGGAUUAUGCAACGUGGUCCAACCGGAGCGGCCAGCAUGACCAGCUGUCCAGGGGCUGCCUCCUGCCUUUUCUUUUGUAAAGACAAGACCUUUGGGAGUUUUAAUUCUGUUUUGUACUUGCCCUUUGGGGCCUCCACUGCUUUUCUAUGGGAGACACUCUUAAUUUAACAGAUGAGAAUAUUUUGAAA